UGUCGGGAUGACAAGUUUCAUUUCCUCAGUAGCGUGUGUGUGUGUGUGUGUGUGUGUGUGUGUGUGUGUGUGUGUGUGACAGAGAGAGUAGUUCUUUCUGUCCUUUUCAUUUUAGGCUCCGGAUCUCAGCUGCUGAGGCACAAAAAGGUUCUGGUCCGCUAACCCCAGUGAUUUGGACCAUGGGCGGUUGCUACGUGAUAGCGGUCCUGGUGGGUGCGGCCUUGCUUUUGACGUCCGGCCAAUGUGACGCGAGCUGUGCGGGAACAGACGGCCGCCCAGGAGAGGCCGGAACCCCGGGCAGAGACGGAUGGCCUGGAGUGAAGGGAGACAAAGGAGAGCCGGCUGCGAUGGCCGCCGGUCCGGUGGACGCCAGCGUCCUGCUGAUGAUGAAGGGAGGCAUGGGAGGUCGGGGAUUGCAAGGACCCAUGGGUCCUAAAGGUUUCCGUGGAGAUCUGGGAGAACCGGGUCGCCCCGGACAACCAGGUCGCCAAGGCCCUGAGGGGAAGGGCAUCGGCCACGGGCAACACUCCACUGAGCAGGCCCGUUCAGCCUUCUCCGUGAUCCGGACCGACAGCAGUUACCCUCGCUACGACAAGACGGUGACCUACCAGAAGACCGUGGUCAACCAAAACCAGGACUUUGAAGCAGCCACAGGUUUCUUCACCUGCAAAGUAGCCGGUGUUUACUACUUCACCUUCCACUCCGCUGCCAAGGUCAGCAUGUGUCUGCGUUUAGCCAGCGAGGCUCUGCCCAACAAGCUGGGAUUCUGCGGUUACAACAGGAACAACGAACAGGUGUUGUCCGGCGGCGCCGUUCUGCAGCUGGCGGUCGGACAGAGGGUCUGGCUCGAGUCCUUCAGGGACGAACAGCCGGAUUCUGAUCUGCGAGACAUGCAGGAAAAGAUGAUCAUCUUCAACGGCUUCCUGCUCUUCUGAGAUCCAGAGUGUGGGAGCGUUAAAGAAAAACAAAAUCUUCCAUUUCACAUUUCCCAUUUCUGGAAAGGACAAGUGACCACGACACAGAAAAAUGAUUUAUUUUCUUCUUGUUGAUGCGACAAUUUACAUGUUGACUGUUUCUGCAACGUGUUGGUUUCUGUGAAUGCAACAAAAACAAAAUUAAAGUUUAUUACUGAG
This is a messenger RNA of Scophthalmus maximus (turbot), 1133 nucleotides long. It is a transcript of the gene c1qa, whose product is annotated as complement component 1, q subcomponent, A chain. Gene Ontology annotation, molecular function: protein binding. The record is from RefSeq and is a predicted model, not a curated record. Lineage: Eukaryota; Metazoa; Chordata; Actinopteri; Pleuronectiformes; Scophthalmidae. The coding region runs from base 180 to 935 and encodes 251 amino acids. The transcript is spliced from 7 exons.